AUGCAACAAGAAAGUCCAGAACAUCAAUUACGAACAGUAGCCAAUAUACUCUAUUACAUCAGAGAAGGCUAUUAUGGUACAGCCAGUAAUUAUUGUAAUGUUAAAGGCCAGCCAAGAUCUGAUCUGGAGCAUGAAAUGACAGUUCUAAAAGGUGUCGCUUACAUACUGAACGGGAAGGUAGCAGAAGCAUUGAGAGUUCUAGAAUCGGUUAAAGAAGGUUCUUGUGGGCUAGCAGCAAGACAUGCACUCAUAGCUGCUCAUCAGUUAGCUGUUAAUCCAGAUAAACAAUCCAUAAUCGAACUUGAAAAUGAUAUAAGAGAAGUAUCGAAGAAAGCUCCCGAUAACGGUGUCCUAUGUGCUGGAGAGGUCUUGUACCUACUGUCACAAUCACAAAAAGCAAAAACUGUAAUGGAAAAGCUCAUUGAGUUUGAAAAUAACUAUCCCGAAAGUCGCAAAAAUCCUAAGCUCUUAUCCCUUCUAGCUUGGAUAGAUCUUGCAUUAAAUAAGGAACAACGUUCUACUAAACAACAAUUUGAACUUGCAGCACACUUGGGCUUUCCCGAUGGCUUAGUUGGUUUAUCUCGGCUUUGCGAAGUUCAUAAAUCGUCAGCUGAGAUGAAAGCUGUGACAAAAGAGAUGAUUGGCAGCUUUACUACUUUCUUACCAGGUCACAUAGAGCGAGCUAAAGCGGGAUUGAUAGAGCAUGAUUGGGAAGCCUUGAUUACUGCUUUACAGAAUAGUACCAUGGCCCUUGAUGGAGAAAACGCUUAUAUCUCAUAUUUGAAUAUGCUAUACGCAGUUUGCUCUUCGGAAUCAAAGAUAGAUGCUGCGCUUCAGGAACUUCGGACUGCUCUAGAUACUACAGAGAAGGAUAAUCACAAGCUAUAUCAUCGCAUAUCUUCUACUCUUAUAAGGUGUUGCGUUAGAAACAAGCCUGUACUGGUAUUCUCCAAGCAGCUCUUGUCCAAAGCUAUUCAAUUGCAUGGAUCCGAGAGCUAUAUGGUUGAGGAGCUACGCUUAGCUAUUGCUAUGGAAGAUGUCAAAGAAGUUGCAAACAUCGCUAAGGAUUUGAUACGUUCUGGAAAUACGGAUCCAUUCGCUUUGUUAGGAAUGGCUAUCAGCUUUCUGAUGAGCGGCAAGGUAGCAGAAGCCGCUGAGCAGGUGGAGUUUGCUCAACAAUCAUAUCCUAACUUGAUAGCUAGUCCCGUUUUACAUUUUGUUAAUGGCGUUAUCGCGAAAGAGAAGCUGAAAAAUGUUGAGAUGUUUCGGAAGAAUAUCUCUGAUGCUAUGACAGUUCAUAAAACCUCUCUUCAGCAUGUACUGUAUGGGAUCGACUAUAUACACGAUUUUGAUGCCGAUCUUCUCUUCAUGAUUGCCUUGCAGCUCCUAGACUAUGCUCCUAUAGUGCCCACCAAAAACCCAGACGAUAUCCUCAAAUUGUUAGAGACGGUGUUACAACAGAUCGUCGAUUGUUUUCCAGGGCUUAGUCAUGUCGUGUAUACCUUGGCUCGAGUAAUGUAUCUCAAGUCCGAAACUGAAAACGCAGAACAAAUUUUGAAAAUGUGUUUGAAGCGUAAUGAAACAGUAGCAGAAACAUAUCUUCUGCGGGCACAGAUGCUGAUCGACAAGGGUCAAAUAGCCGAAGCCGAUGCAUGCCUCACCACGGGAUUGAACUUCAACUUUGCUGUCCGAGAAAGUUCUUUGUAUCAUUUGAUCAAGGCCAAAGUAUUCCAGGUAAAAAUUUAA
This is a messenger RNA of Auanema sp. JU1783, 1746 nucleotides long. The record is from the annotation of a GenBank genome assembly. Lineage: Eukaryota; Metazoa; Nematoda; Chromadorea; Rhabditida; Rhabditidae.